CUCGCUCCUUUGGGAUCUUCGUUCAUUCCUCCCCCCAACUUCUAAAAACCCCUUCAAAAAACAUUUUAAAAAAGAGAACUCCCAGAUCUUUUUUUUUCUCCUUCUCUUCAAACCCUAAAAUUCUCUGAAAAUGUCGUAUGCGAUCGCAGGGAUUAAGUUCUCCGCGGUCAAGCCUCUUCGAUUUGGUUCUAGUGGCGAUCGCAGGAACAGUGCGAAUCUCUCUUUCAUGCUGAGGAAUGAAUCACUCUCGAGGAAGAUAUUUGCUGGUAAUUCUUCUUAUGAAACUGAUUCUGCACCCUCAGUUGUUGCCGCAACCGGAAAAGUGCUUGUUCCAGGUGUUCCGCUCGACGACUCUUCAUCCGCUGCGGAAUCAGUCGGGGACCAGGAACCCACUUCCAGCGAUCAACAGGUAUUAAAAGAAGCAGGUGAUCUACCAGCUGGGGACAAGGCUAAAGCUGAUUAUGCAGAGUCAUCCAUAUCUUCCAAGUUAAUGAGUAGUGGGGGCGUAAAAGAAGGUGAUAAACACCCUGAUAAAGUGAAGAACGCUGGUGAAAUGGUUGAGAAAAAACAGAGAUUUAUUCCUCCACCUGGUUCUGGACAGAGAAUAUAUGAAAUUGAUCCAUUUUUGAAAGACCACCGUGCACAUCUUGAUUACCGAUAUAGCCAGUACAAGAAUAUGAGAGAUUUGAUUGAUAAGUAUGAAGGCGGUCUGGAUGCUUUUUCCCGUGGUUAUGAGAAAUUCGGCUUCAUCCGCAGUGCCACUGGUAUUACUUAUCGCGAAUGGGCUCCUGGAGCUAAGUCGGCGUCAUUAAUAGGAGAUUUCAACAACUGGAAUCCCAAUGCAGAUGUCAUGACCAAGAAUGAAUUUGGUGUUUGGGAGAUAUUUUUGCCAAAUAAUGCUGAUGGCUCAUCUCCUAUUCCUCAUGGCUCACGUGUAAAGAUUCGCAUGGAUACUCCAUCUGGCAUUAAAGACUCCAUUCCUGCCUGGAUAAAGUUUUCUGUUCAGGCCCCAGGUGAAAUACCAUACAAUGGAAUAUAUUAUGAUCCUCCUGAAGAGGAAUGUUAUGUAUUCCAGCAUACCCAACCAAAGGCUCCCAAAUCACUGCGAAUUUAUGAGUCACAUGUCGGAAUGAGUAGCACGGAACCCAAGAUUAACAUGUAUACUAGCUUCAGAGAUGACAUGCUACCUCGAAUUAAAAGACUUGGAUACAAUGCUGUUCAGAUAAUGGCCAUUCAGGAACAUUCAUAUUAUGCAAGCUUUGGGUACCAUGUUACCAACUUCUUUGCACCUAGUAGCCGCUUUGGAACUCCAGAUGAGCUCAAAUCUCUGAUUGAUAAAGCUCAUGAGCUUGGUCUGCUUGUUCUCAUGGAUAUUGUUCAUAGUCACGCAUCAAACAAUGUCUUGGAUGGAUUGAACCAAUUUGAUGGAACAGACACUCAUUACUUCCAUUCUGGGUCACGAGGUUACCACUGGAUGUGGGACUCACGCCUUUUCAACUACGGAAGUUGGGAAGUGCUACGAUUUCUACUUUCUAAUGCAAGAUGGUGGUUGGACGAGUACAAGUUUGACGGUUUCAGAUUCGAUGGUGUGACCUCAAUGAUGUAUACUCACCAUGGGUUGCAGACAGUAUUUACAGGAAAUUACAACGAGUAUUUUGGAUUCGCUACUGAUGUAGAUGCAGUGGUUUAUUUGAUGCUGGUGAAUGAUCUUAUUCAUGGGCUUUUCCCUGAGGCUGUCACCAUUGGUGAAGAUGUCAGUGGGAUGCCAACAUUCGGCAUCCCUGUUCAAGAUGGUGGGGUUGGUUUUAAUUAUCGCCUUCAUAUGGCAGUUGCUGAUAAGUGGAUUGAAAUUCUCAAGUUACAGGACGAGCACUGGAAGAUGGGUGACAUCGUUCACACCCUUACUAAUAGAAGGUGGUCAGAGAAGUGUAUUGCAUAUGCUGAAAGCCAUGAUCAAGCUCUUGUUGGUGACAAGACCAUUGCAUUCUGGCUGAUGGACAAGGAUAUGUAUGAUUUCAUGGCUCUGGAUAGACCAUCCACUCCUCGGAUUGAUCGUGGGAUAGCUCUACACAAAAUGAUCAGAUUGAUAACUAUAGGACUAGGUGGAGAAGGUUAUCUCAAUUUUAUGGGAAAUGAAUUUGGACAUCCAGAGUGGAUAGAUUUUCCCAGGGGUGACCAGCAAUUACCAAAUGGAUCAGUGAUACCAGGGAAUAAUAAUAGCUACGACAAAUGUCGUCGUCGGUUUGAUCUAGGAGAUGCAGAUUAUCUAAGAUAUCAUGGAAUGCAAGAAUUUGAUCAAGCAAUGCAGCAUCUUGAGGAGAAGUAUAAUUUCAUGACUUCAGAUCACCAAUAUAUAUCAAGGAAAGAUGAAGGUGAUAAGGUCAUUGUAUUUGAACGAGGAGACUUGGUAUUUGUCUUCAAUUUUCACUGGAGUAAUAGUUAUUUCGACUACCGAGUUGGUUGCUUUCAGCCUGGAAAGUACAAGAUGGUUCUCAAUUCUGAUGAUAAACUGUUUGGUGGAUUCAGCCGGGUUGAUCCUAAUGCAGAGUAUUUCACUAAUGACGGAAUGUAUGAUGAUAGGCCUUGUUCCUUCAUGGUGUAUGCCCCUAGCAGAACUGCUGUUGUCUAUGCUCUUGCAGAGGACUGAUGCCUAUGCAAAUAGCCACAUUUAAGAAGCUGCUCACAAUUCUUGAAGCGUAUAAAACCUCAAGCGUUCGAAGAGUGCAGGGAGCGAAGCUGAUGCCGAAGAUUUAUAUCUUAUAUCAGGAGCAGAACAGUUUUCAUUUGCACAUCCCAGAAUCCAUUGUUCCAGAAUAUAUGGGAGAAAAGCAUAAAUGCAUAGUCUGGGGAUAGUAGCAUUCUGACCUUGUUCUUCUAAUGGGGCUGGCAAUUUAUAUUUUGCUCCAAAUUAUGUAUGCCUCCUAUUUAUGCUUGUCUUUUUAAUUUAAGUUAAAUAAAGCCUUCCCUUUCUUUUAUUCAAUAGUUGAAUCUUAUUAUGUAUCUGUAAGAAAUAGUUGCGCAAUAAAGAGAGUCGCCAGACAAUGAUGGAUCACUUAAGAU
This is a messenger RNA of Asparagus officinalis (garden asparagus), 3060 nucleotides long. Its product is annotated as 1,4-alpha-glucan-branching enzyme 2-2, chloroplastic/amyloplastic-like. Bases 131 to 2647 code for a protein of 838 amino acids. NCBI's taxonomy places the organism in Eukaryota, Viridiplantae, Streptophyta, Magnoliopsida, Asparagales, Asparagaceae. Gene Ontology annotation, biological process: glycogen biosynthetic process; starch metabolic process. Gene Ontology annotation, cellular component: cytoplasm. The transcript has 22 exons. Gene Ontology annotation, molecular function: hydrolase activity, hydrolyzing O-glycosyl compounds; cation binding; 1,4-alpha-glucan branching enzyme activity. The record is from RefSeq and is a predicted model, not a curated record.